UAUGUGGCUUGAAAUCUGUUCGACUGUUAGAUUUGUCUUCGAACAACAUGAGCGGAAUACUUCCUUCGUGUUUUGGUAGCUUAAGCAGUUCGUUAAUGUUUUUGAAUCUCAGACGAAAUAACUUCCAUGGAAAAAUGAUGAAUGCUUGUACGCUUGGAAGCCUGCUGACAGACAUUGAUUUGAGCGAAAAUAGAUUUACAGGUCAGCUGCCAAGAUCAUUGACAAAUUGUACCAAUUUAGAGGUUCUCUCUCUUGGAGAUAACUCUUUUCAUGACGUCUUUCCUUCUUGGCUGGGAACUCUUUCCAAGAUUCAAGUUCUCGUUUUGCGAUCAAACAAACUUUAUGGUCCAAUUCAAGGUUCAUCACACUUCCCUAAGUUGCGGAUCAUAGACCUCUCUAACAACAAUUUCAGUGGUCAGUUGCACCAAAACUACUUUCUAACAUGGAGUGCCAUGAGCUCCGAAAAUCUUGGUGUAUCAUCUGUUAUGAAAUCAGAGAUAUCCUCCGAAAGCGUCUUUAUAAAAGUGAAAUUCACGGCGACAUUAAUACACAAAGGUGUCAGAACAGAGUACGAUCGUAUUUUAACAAUAGAUAUGUCCAUUGAUCUCUCCUGUAACAAAUUUGAAGGAGAAAUCCCAGCAUCACUCCAAGAUCUUCGAGGCCUUCAAGCAAUAAAUCUUUCCAACAAUCAUUUUACCGGACGUAUCUUGCCAUCAUUAGGGAACCUAACGAAUCUUGAAGCUUUGGAUCUCUCUCGAAAUGAGCUAUCUGGGGAAAUUCCUCAACGGUUGGUGCAACUUGGCUUCCUUGAAAUUUUCAAUGUGUCGUUCAACCGUUUUGAGGGGCGCAUACCCAAAGGAAAACAGUUUGGUACAUUUGAUAACAACUCCUACAUAGGGAAUCCCCGAUUGUGUGGACAACCAUUAUCUAAGGAAUGUGAAGAUGAUUUAACGGUGUCAAGACUUCCACCAAUAAGCAAUGUGUCUGAGUCUCUCUUCCCAAGUGAAAGAAUUGAUUGGAUUUUUGUAUUUUGUGGACUUGGAAGCGGGCUGGUUGUGGGGGCUGUUAUUGGAAACUUUCUAUAUGAAAGGUAUAGUUAUCGAUUCACAAAGAGGAAGGACAAAUGGGUAAGGCCACUUCGUAACACAAGGAGAAACUAAGGAGGUGGCAUGGCUUAAAGUUCGAAGGGUAUGGAGAAGUUGUAGAAGACCUUCAAGGGAUUUCAGUUUGUUUUACCAUGUAGUAUGUGUAUAUUAUGUUUGAGAUUGUGUUUGUUUCAUUUAGAUUUCUUUGAGUAGAUUGUAAGAUUUUUGAUGUAUCAUUUAGUAACAAUUCCAUUGUUUAAUCUUACAGUUUAUAGAGGCAUGAUCAUAGAUUCUUAUGUAAGGUCUUGGUAAGUUGUCACAACCUUGGAGUCGAGGUUAUGAUAGUAUGAAAGUCAUGUAUAUUAUAUAUUUUCAAAUAAAAUAAAUCAAUGUCAUUGUUACUAUAAAAUAUUAUAUUUCUUUUAACAAUAAAUCAAUGUUAUUACGAGAACUAUUUCAGUU
Messenger RNA from Lactuca sativa (garden lettuce), 1547 nucleotides. Its product is annotated as receptor-like protein 7. The record is from RefSeq and is a predicted model, not a curated record. Gene Ontology annotation, molecular function: protein binding. NCBI's taxonomy places the organism in Eukaryota, Viridiplantae, Streptophyta, Magnoliopsida, Asterales, Asteraceae.